Molecule: messenger RNA, 2033 nt
Organism: Pomacea canaliculata
Lineage: Eukaryota; Metazoa; Mollusca; Gastropoda; Architaenioglossa; Ampullariidae
Product: dnaJ homolog subfamily C member 30-like
Exons: 1
Coding region: 118-924 (268 amino acids)
Source: RefSeq, a predicted model, not a curated record
AAGUAAGCCAUUUGACGAUAUCAACUUCCGCUACAUUGUUAGCUUUGGCUAAGGACUAAUUGGGAGUUUCGCAAGAGCCUAUGACUAUCAUCUUCUUACUUUAGCCGGGUUAGUACAAUGAAAUACUAUCGAAGUAUGAUAAAGAACGCAUCCUGCAUCAAAGUUAACGUAGGCAAAUAUGUGCUUCUUAAUGCCAGAGAAAUUCCUGUUUCAAUGAGGAACAGACACAUUGCUGAUUAUGCUGGUCGUUUGUUUUCGCAAAUAUCCAGACCUCACUUCACCUUGACAGCGAGUUCAGCAACUUUUGGCACUGUAUGUGGCUUCGCCAGCAGCCGAAGGCAUUUUUCAGCAAGGCCUCAGCCUAAAUCCAGGACACACUACUACGAUGUUCUUGGUGUGACUCCACGUUCGACUCAAGCUGAGAUCAAGUCUGCAUAUUACAUGCGAUCAAAACAGCUUCACCCUGACUUGAAUAAGGAGGAGACUGCACAGACCAAGUUUUCGGAAUUAUCCGAAGCUUAUGAAGUCCUGGGCAACACAAACAAGAGACGACUGUAUGAUCACGGGGCGGGUUUCCGGAACAGGGAACAUGUACAUGAAGCAGCCUCUGCUGCUGCUGAGGAGGUGAACUACACACGACCGUUUCGUGAAGGGAGACGGUUUGGCUUUGAGCGACGCGAACCCCCAACAGGUUGGACUGCCCAGUUUAAUUUUGACGAAUUCUACAAGCAGCAUUAUGGUGCAUCUUUCCAAAGGGAGAAAAAUGAACGAAAACUGUUCGAGGAGAUGAUGGCAGCAAAAGAGAGGGAUAUACUUCAGCAACAGGGUCGAAUGCAUUUAGCAUACAUUUUUAUAAUGUGCGCUAUUGCAUAUUUCAUGUUCAGUGAAAAGAACGGGAAAAACAAAAGUGGCAAGAAAAUGUGACGUAGUUUUAGAAGACUGUGAUAGAUACACUUCUGGCAAGUGACCAAAUUACUGAAAUAAGGAUCACAACUGUGAUAUUGAUAUAGUGGUGUUCAGUGACUUCAGACUUCUGUAAUUAGCUAACGGGAAAUCACUGCUGUAAGUGGUGAAUGGAGAGAUGAGACUAAAUGGUGUUUGUGCAGUGUCUGUCAUGGUCCUUAUAUUUCAUAUGUAUAAACAAAUGAUGUUGCAAUUUUAACUAGCUGAGGUAAAAUGGGAAUGAUUAGUUAAUUUGGUAGUCACGCACUGGAAUCAAGAGCAGCUACAAAACUUGCUGCUUUUUUGUUCUUUGUUGACUAAUGAUGUACAUUGUCCUUUUGGUAUGGAAACUUUAUAUGUGAUACCAUAAAUCUGCCUUUGUACUGCUGUGGCCUAAAAAACUAUGUGGACACAGGCAGACUUAGGAGUUACUACAGCUUCUUGAAUUUGUAUUAUUUUGUAUUCUUCAGAUGUGUUAAAAAAAACAAACAUGGGAAAUCAUGUUGACUUUCAGGUAACAUUUCUUUUAGAAUAUUAUUCCUAGCAGCUGAAAAAGCGAUGCUUUAGCAAGUGGACUAAUGUACUAAUGUUUACAGUAAAGAACAUUUUUAAUGACAUAUCAUUUAGCUGUCUUUUAUUAUUGUGUUUUUGUGAUCACAGACCUAUGAACCACACUGCAUAGGGGUCUUGCCUCCCUUUUGCAUCAUUUUAAGAGUGCCCAAUGGUGCAAAGGAACUGUUACUGAAAAAUGCAGAUUAUGGAUCGUGGAUUCAUUUCUCACCUCUAGCAUUUGUGAUUCUGUCGGGUUGUGGCACCUGUUUACCAGGCUAGAUUAGUUUUCUGUAAUGUAGCCCCCAUUAAUGACUGGACAUAAAACACCAAUGACUCCAGUUUGAGAAAGACUCGUGGAAUAUAGUCCCCCUUACAUCAGGUGUGUUAGUCAUUUCUCUCAUGUUCGUACAAUGUGGUGUUAAAUUUAAAACAACUUUUGUUUUCACAUUAAAUGUUGCCCAGUAUUUGAUUUAUACUCUGUGCUGAUUCUCAAAAUAAAUAUUAAAGAAUAGUGUAAUUGUAUUAAACAUCAAAAUAUA